AUGUCUCUUCUUUUUGCUUGCAUCACCGUGCUUUUCUUGAUUAUCGGAUCAGCCGUCGGACAAUCAAGCUAUGAUUGCUCAGAAGUGGCGGAUAACUUCAUCCCAUGUGUAACGUACCUGGUUGAACUCGAAUCGAGACCGGCGGAUCGGUGUUGCAGUGGCCUUCAAGUGCUGAACCAAAUGGCGAAAAUCAAUGACAAGGGCCCGAGAAACAUAUGCCAAUGCAUUGAAGAUUUGGCCUACACAAUGAAUGCUCCGUAUGUUGCUUCUCGGAUCCAGUCUUUGUCUCGAGAAUGUCAUAUUCACUUCAGUUUUCCGAUUUCGAUUGCCAUGGAUUGUUACAGGAUUUAAAUAUGCCAAGAAGAUUUAUAUGAAGACUACUACCCUUUAUAUACAUACAUUAUGUAUUUAUAUAUUAAAGUAAAUUAAAUUAACUAAUUAAUUAUCUCAAA
Messenger RNA from Gossypium raimondii (Peruvian cotton), 452 nucleotides. Its product is annotated as protein ARABIDOPSIS THALIANA ANTHER 7. Gene Ontology annotation, cellular component: membrane. Bases 1 to 351 code for a protein of 116 amino acids. Gene Ontology annotation, biological process: lipid transport. Gene Ontology annotation, molecular function: lipid binding. NCBI's taxonomy places the organism in Eukaryota, Viridiplantae, Streptophyta, Magnoliopsida, Malvales, Malvaceae. The record is from RefSeq and is a predicted model, not a curated record. The transcript is spliced from 2 exons.